This is a messenger RNA of Pieris brassicae (large cabbage white), 6902 nucleotides long. RefSeq names its product major antigen. The transcript is spliced from 19 exons. The record is from RefSeq and is a predicted model, not a curated record. Bases 296 to 5449 code for a protein of 1717 amino acids. Lineage: Eukaryota; Metazoa; Arthropoda; Insecta; Lepidoptera; Pieridae. Gene Ontology annotation, molecular function: protein binding.
GUUGAGUGCGUUUGUUUUGUUUAUGCUGUGUUAAAUAAGUUCAAUCGAACGUUAUUUAAAAUUGAACACAAUAUUUUUCUAAACAAAGAUCUUGUGCAAGUUAUAUGUUGUAACAUUAAUUUACAGAUGAAUAUUAGUGUUUUUUAAUCAGUGAAUUAUUCGGCAUACUUCAGUGAAUUAAAGUUUAUGUUUCAAAAGUGAUACAUUGUAAUUGUCAAGUUAAGAUGAUCCAAUGUGCGGUGAGCGGUGGUUGUGACGUCGUAACGUAGCCGGGCUGUGAUUGGAGGAAGGCUGCAUGCAGAGCGUUGAUUGGUCAAUAAUGUCCGGGUUGCAGACUCGGGCGGAUGACCCGAUAAAUGGAGUCGAUGUACGGGAGCAAGGAAGCGCUUUGAGGGUCGCAACCAACACGCCGCACUUGGUCAGUCUGGGAACUGGAAGGCUCAGCACUGCAGUCACUCUUCAUCCUAUAAAACAAGGUCGUGUCACAAUUGGCUCGGAUCCCACGUGCGACAUAUACGUGGUGGGUACCGGUGUUGCCAGCAUUCAUUGUCGUGUGGAAAACUCCCACGGCGUGGUCACACUGUACCCUGUUAGUGGUAGCACGCUGUUGGAUGGGCUGCCAGUUGACAAACCGACUCGGCUAUCGCAAGGCAGUAUGCUGACUAUAGGCAGGUCGAACUACCUACGCUUCAAUCAUCCGGAGGAAGCAAAGCUGAUGAAGUCUGUUCUCCCUUCAGGACAUGUGUCGAUGGCGCCUAUACAGUUCCAACCGAACGAGCAGUGCUUGCCGGCAGGAUAUGUUAACCAUGACUCCAAUCAAUGUUACCAGAACACCAAUCUUAGUAAAUCCUACAAGGACAACUCGCUCACACAACUCGAUAAAGAACUAGACAUGACCCUCAAAGAAAUGUCCAGAAGGAAACCACCGACCGUCCCCAAAAAGCCCUACAAAGACGACACGUCAGAUUCAGAACAAGAAACCAGACCGAAAAUGGGUAGUAUUAUGGCUAAAGUAUCGAAGUUCGAAUAUUACGCAAAACAACAUAAAAUAGGUCGAAGUCAAUUCUACACAAACAACGAAAAUGAAAUAUCGCCAAAAGUCUUCAGUUCAAACUCCUUAACAGUGAAUACACCCGCAAAAGACGUGUUAGGCGGUCGGAAUAUACCAAAUUAUAUGUGUAAAGUAAAGCAAGAACAAAAAAUGCUUGUCCUUAACGAAAACAAUAGUUUGGAUCCAAAGAAUUGUUCCUACGCGAAUGUUGCAAUACGUAAGGCAAAAAUUGAUAACAUGGUCCGUAAUAUCGAUGACACAAAGACGGAAAGAGUGAAAAAAGUCAAUAACGACCAACAGAGUCGACCCGAUAAUCACAUUUAUGGUAAAAUAAAUGUAGAUCGGCGACAGGAUAUUGAGAAAAAUGAAAAGAAAUCAGAUCCAUAUAAAAAUUACUAUAAUAAUCCGAACAACUACCAAACAAAUGAGUAUAAAAGCUAUCAAGACUCGUUUCAUAACCAAUUCAAGCAGGAUCCAUACAACAGUCCCAAAAUACGCAACAAUCUCCAAGAUACACAAAAAUUCCAGGAAACGUAUGCUUCUCAAGAACAAUAUCGAAAUCCCCAAGAACCAUACAAAAAUACACACGAAACAUACCGAAAUCCCCCAGAGGCCUACAAGAACCCUCAGGACGCAUACGAAAGCCCCCAAGAGGCAUACAAAAGUAACCAAGAUUAUAAAAUCAACGAAAUCGGUGUAGAUGUUUCAAAUGAUGGGAGAAAUGAAUACGCUCGUGUCUGUGAUUUAAAUAUUUCUUCUAGUUUCGAUCGGAAUCCUCAGUAUUCACCAGUUUAUUCGAAUUACGGUUAUGAGAGAAGCUUUGAAGCGGAGACUAAGAGAAAACAGGCGUACCAAGACAGGCUGAAAGAAGAGGAACAGAAAGAGGCUGAAACUGCGCGUUUGGAAGAGAUUCUUAACAUGUGCGCGGAGUAUGAGAAACAAAUAUCGUCAGGGCUGCCAAUAACACCGACAGAGAAGCGGUCCCACAACAAAAUCAUCACAAAUGGUUCCCUCCCACGAAGUGCUGCCAUGAACAAUCCCAACUUCGUGCAAACUAGCGACGGUUAUUAUAAGUUUGAUACUAGUCAUAACAGGAACAAUGUGAUGAGCCAAUCUCUGCCGCCACAACGCAAUCUGUCAACUUACGAAAAUUUUACUUCACAAGUUGAUCCUUCCACUCCGGAAGUAACGAUCAAUGAAAACUACGAAAACGUAGGAAGGAUGGACGAGAUCGGUAUCCCAGUGUUCGAUGAUGUCCAACUUAACCUUUCUAGUCCUCUUAUGAUAAGAAAACUCAACCAAAACGGCUCGUUACUUAACUCCCCGAUAGGAAGUCCAUACGAAAAUGUAUUCAGGAACAACCUCAAACCAAAGUCACCGAAUACACAAAGUCCCAGAACAAGAAUAAAAACAACUUUCGCUCAUAAAAACAUUACAUCGCCGCAAUAUUUUGUAUUUCCCACUCCUCCGCCGAAAAACACGAAUCCACUAGACGCUCAAAUUCAAGAUAAACAAGAACAACCUGCAGAAAAACAAAACGACAGAAAUUGUUCGGGUAUUGAAAAGCAAUUGAGUCUAGAAGAGGAAAUACCGAUGAUUGACGAUUCCGAUUUGUCUAACGACAUCGAAUUUAGAUAUUCGAAAGUCAUAAAUGAAACUUUACCAAAAAACAAGAGUUUCGAUGACGUUAAAAAAGAGUUAAUGGCUGAUAUUCCCGAAUUAGAACAAUUUGAGAAAGAGUUAAAGAAUAAUAGAGAGAAUGUUAUAAAAAAUAUUACUGAAGAAGUCAGGAAAAUAGAUUUAGAAGCAGAUUCAAUAGAUAGCGUCUUAGAAGAUAAUGUAGACGAAUUAAAAUCAAAAUACGAACGUUUGAGAGAUGAAAGGAAGAAAUUGAUGGCUGAAAUACACGAUAUUAAAUGUAAAAUGUCGGAAAUUCGAUCGCAAGAAGAUGAUAUUUUACGAGAGUUGGAAAUGGAAAAGGCUCUAAUAAAAGGCGAAUACGAUUCAGAGAUAGCAAUACUUAAUAUAGAACAAAAGAAAAAAUCUAGUUUAAAUGAGCAAGCGAGACAGAUAGAGGAUGAAAUAAAACAAAUGAAAGAGAGACAAGAGGCAAGACAAAAUGAGACGAAAGAUCGAGUAGAGGUUGCUACUGCGAAGGUCGAAAGAAUCAAAAAAGACUUAAAAGUAAAUGCAGGGACGCUCGAAGAACUACAAAACGCUCAAGAUAUACUUGAUAACGAGACGAAGAUAUUCGAAGAUUUGGAGUUCCAGCAUUUAGAGGAAGAAUCUGAACUGUUAUCUAACAGAGAAGACCUUCAAAACGAAAUAAUGCUGCUUAGUAAAAAGAUCGAUGCCCAAAAAACGAGAAUACUAACUCUCAAGUCAGAAGCUAAUAACAAUUUAACAUCUGCGCUCGAAGAAACCAAAAUACUACAAGCUGAAUACGUGAGAUUACUCAAUCAAGUUGAAGAGUUGACUUCAAAAGUACAAAACGUAGAAAAGGAAUUGAAACCUAUAGUAUCUAAAUUGAAUUAUAUUGAAAGAACUCAAUCACCUGAUAGUGCCUUUUAUACUGAUCAGACCAGAGCCAAAUCGGGUGAAUACGGGUAUUCCCCAAGUUCUGAUAGCGAUGACAAUGAUGUGAGCAAAAUUUCAAACUUCGAGGACCACACAAAACAAUUGACUGACAAAUUUAACUCUAUUGAUCAAAUGUCGCAGUCCAUGAUAGUAGAUAUCGAACGACGCGUCACUGACAUUGAUCCAAUAGACCCUGACAAACUCGAGAGUCCUUCUAAGUCUUCCACUUCGAAAGAGAAGAAAGGAUUUUGGGAGCGCAACUUCGAUUCUCUCAAACGAAAGAAUAGUAAGAAAAAAGAUAAAGUCGACGUAAUGUCGCAGAGUCUAAACGAAAAUAUAUUUUAUAACGACAACAUUGAAGUAGACACGUUGGACAAGUUCAAUAGUUUAAGACACUCUAAAAAGAAAAAAGAAAACGUGCCGCUGAAAAGCAAUUCGUCGUCCAAAAUACCGACAUUUGCGGCCCUAGGAAAAAUAAUAAAAAAGGAUUCGUUGAAAAGAAAAGAAUCUAGGAAAGAAGAAGAAAAUGAAAAUAAAAACAGAUACAUUAAAAAUGCCAAGCCGCAAACAGACAACAAAUAUGUGAAAGCUAAAUCUUUAUCACCAGAUAAGACGAAAGAAUCUAUCAAAGAAGAGAAUGAAGGUGAUGUGAAACACAACACUUUAGACUUCAGAAAAAUUGAUAAGGAUAAGGUGUUGCAUAGAAAGAGCUGUGGUGACGAACCGAACGUGAGAAACGACUUUCAAAAGAUUAAUGAUUCUGGGAAAAUUCCAUCGCAAGAUGACAUUGACAGAAUCUCUAAAGUUACUAUGGAUGCUCCAAUAUUUUCUAGCGAUACUGAUAUGAAUUCUUUGGGUAAAAAGACAUUAGACAGUUUAAUGGAAAUUGAAAGAAAACGUAUUGAAAUGUUGGAGGAACAAGGAUGUCAAGUUAUAGAAAACGAACGAGAGAAGAUUGAAGUAUUAAAACGAAAAGCUCAAGACGAAACGAAAAAACUGUGGCACGAGCGAAAUAGCGCGAAGACACCGGAAAGGGACAGCUGUCAGACGCCAAGUGAUGUUGACAGACGGCAGCUGUCAGGUGAUUUUGACAGUUUACGUGAUGAUGUUAAAUACUACGGGAGCGUGCUAGAAGAUACAUCCACGGAUGUUUUCAAUACUACCAGUUCAACACUUUUUGAAGAAAGUUCCGGCUUCUUGUCAUCGUCCAUAGAAGAGUUGCAAGUCCGUAACUCCCGUACGGAAUCGACAGAAGAUGAGAAACACAGCGAUGACAGCCGACCGCUCAGUCACGCUUCUGAUUUCAGCAGGGAUAAUAUAUUGUCUCUCAGCAAUGCCCCACGCCGGAGCCGACGCGGUACAACCACGAGUGAGUGGCAGCGACCUCUUACACGAUACCUUCCCGUUGACAGGGACGACUUUGAUUUACGACGACACGUCGAGUCCGCAGGACACCAAAUCGAAUUGUGCCCCUACGUGACUAUAAACUCGAGUUCAUGUCGGGGUUAUUUGCACAAGUUGGGCGCCAAAUUCCACACGUGGUCCAAAAGGUGGUUCGUUUUUGACCGUGAAUCUAAAACGUUCGUCUACUAUUGGGACAAGACUGAGAAAAAGCCGCGAGGUGGCGCUUAUUUUCAGGUUAUAGAAGAAGUGUAUCUAGAUCAUGGCAACACGUCGAAAUCACCGAAUCCACAGACAACAUUUAUUAUCAAAACUAAACAAAGGCGAUACUACCUUAUGGCGCCAUCUGGUGAGGCCGCUAGAAUAUGGAUAGAUGUUAUCUUCACCGGCGCUCAGGGAUAUACGGAAUAUCUCGAAUGAUGAGAAUAUCGAUUAUAUUGGGAUUUUUUGGAAGCCACUUUAGGGCCCACUAUCUUAAAGAUCCUUUAUUUGAAGGAAGUUUUGUCGGGAGCCUUUUGACCCCUUUUAUAAGGACUUCUUUGGAAAGUGCCUGUUGCCUUACGUCCGGGUUCCAUAUACAAAUUACGAGUCGUAAUAUGUGUUCAUGUGAAUGCGUUGCCUACAGGAAAAUGUACGCCUUAUAGCAAUUUCUAGUGAUAUUUGGCAUAUUCAGACAGGACAACAAGCAAGUAUUUUUUUUAUCUGCGCAUGCGCAUGCGGUUCUUUGGAUAAAUGGUUCUUAUUUUUGGCGAUUACCUCAUUUUGUAUAGAGAAUCGUCAAUUAGGAGAUAAUUUUCAUUAGUACGAAAAUUGUAAUAAAUUAACACAAAUGCAUGGUAAAAUAUUAAUGUUUCCUAUAAAUACUGUAACAUGUACCUAUAUUAUACAAAUUAUGUGAUAUACAUUUAAAUAUACAUCUUUAUGUAACUAAAUUAUAUACAUAAUCACAUAUGAAAUGACGUCACAUGUUAACUAUAUCAUUAUUAAUAAAAUAAUGAAUUAAUUAAUUGCUUUACAAAUAAUUAAAAUUUUGCUCCUAUUGUAAUAGUUACUUUUAAAGUACAUAUAUUAUAUACUAUACCUAAUUGUGAUAUACUUUAUGGUAUAAGUAACAGUAUUCUUUUUUAUGCGUUAAAUGAAUUAUUUUUCACCAAAUUGCUUUAAUCAGCUUACAGAAAACGAAAUUAAAUAAUCAUAACAUCAAACUAUAAGUCAUGUGUAAGUUGUGUAAAGCAUCUGGGAUUAAUCAUAGACAAUAAAUAGAGAUGUGCCAAUAUAAUAUAAAUAAUGGCAGCUAUUUUUAUACGUUCGGUAUUUGUGCCUUUUUUAAGACUGAGGUUUUUAAAUGGUAUUUACUGUGAGCACUUAAUACUGUAUUAUUAUAAGAUUAUAAAACUACCUAUUUAUAUCUGUGCACGCUUAUUAAUAAUGUUACCAACUAAACUUGUGUAUCAUUGAUUGAAUUAAAGUAAAAAAAAAUAAAGAUUAUAUAUUAUACAGAUGUGAAUCUGAUUUUGAUUUUAUUUUAAAAUGUUACCAGGAGGUUUUUAUGGCAACUAUACAUUGCCAAUGAAAUUCGAAUAUUAUUAAUUAAAUUAUCUUUUUAGAUUUUGAGAUACAUACUUUGUAAAUAUCAUUUUAGCGUCAUUUAAAUUAUAAAUGUUUGUUAUAUAUUAUUUUAAAUUUUUUGUGCCUCGAUUUAUCAAAUAAAUUUGCAUUUUUAAAUUAAGUACAAACUUUGUAACAAUACCAGUGUAAAAAAUAAUUCUAAGUGCUGGAGCCCCUGCAAUUUGUACCUUAAGUUACGGCUGAUACCAAUUACAUUUUAAUUUUAAGGUCACAAUGUCUUAACAAAUGAAUUAAUAAAAGAUUU